Molecule: messenger RNA, 1510 nt
Organism: Micropterus salmoides (largemouth bass)
Lineage: Eukaryota; Metazoa; Chordata; Actinopteri; Centrarchiformes; Centrarchidae
Product: proline-rich receptor-like protein kinase PERK2
Exons: 4
Coding region: 1-864 (287 amino acids)
Source: RefSeq, a predicted model, not a curated record
AUGUGGCGUUACCAUGGAGAUGAUGCUGUCCUCUUGUUUGUCAGUCUCCCCAUCCUCUGGUCACACCUGUCAGCAGCAACAAAGAAUUUUAAAGAGUACCCAGAGGCUGAUCGACCUGGUCAUAUUCAAGAUGUCCACUAUGUGCCAGGGAAGAGACAAACGUAUCCAAAGUUCUCCUCCUCUGGAGGCUUAGUGGUGGAGGAAAGCAUGGAGCCCAUCCCCCAGUGGAUUAUUCCGCAGACACUGCUAAGCCCCAAUACGCCCACGUCCAGGCAGCCCUCAAACACAUGUGGUUCAUCAGUGAUUUCCAAGUUAACGAGCUCUGAACCCCCAGCUAUCACUGAAGUGGAGACCUCUGAACCUGCUACUGCUCAUACUGAAUCAGCCACGGUGGAGUUAAGCAGCACUGGCCGAACUCAAAGCCUUCCAGAAACCAGCAGCACUGCAACACUGGACAUACAAAACCCGCUGCCCCUGGACUCUCCUCCUCCUCCAACACCUCCUCCACCUCCUCCUGCUGCAGACAGCCCAGACCUCCCACCAUUACCCCCUCCAGCCCUGCCUCCACGACUGCCAUCAUCCAAACCUUCUUCUACCUCCAGUCCUCCUCUUCCCCCAACACCGCCUCGGGCUGAAAGCCCCCAGCGUCCGUCCACCCUCCACCUAAAGACACUGCCACGGCCCACUGUCAGGGAGAACGGUGGCCCCCCGCCGGGGGUGGAUGAGGAUGAGGAGGAGAGAAAGAUGCUGGAGGAGGAUCUGAAGAAAUGCAUUGAGGACUUCAAAAAGAUUCGCUUGCCCAGAGUAUUUCCAGAUCGCAAGAGGCACUGGCAAAGUGACUUGCUCAAGAAGUACAACGCAUAGAGCACGCUGCUGCAGCACGAUGUUGAAAAAACAAGGAUUUUAUAACAAUGGCGAGAACAUGUUGUGAGCUAGGGAAGAUUGUCAGCAAGUUUACUUAAACCUCUAAUAUCGUAGCUUCUGCAUGUCAACAGAACUAAAUUGUUUAAGUGUAGUGCUUAGGCUGAGCUCGUCCAGCAAUCACACCAUUAAACCACGGAGAUUUGUAUUGUCCCCUCAUAGAAAAAAACAUUCCUAUAGAGAUUGUUUGUGAGAUGCUUUGUUCCACACAGCUAUUUGGAGAUAUUAUUUUCAGUGGUGGACAAUAUAUGAAAUGACGUUAAUUAGAGAUUUCUGCCCUGCUCUCUGUACUGUAUCUACUGAUCAAGCUACUGGGAAAUGUAAGCUAAGUGUGAAAUAGGCAUUUGACCUUGCUGAUGCAAAAUAAAAGACAGAAGUGAAAUCUCUGGUGCUAAUCUAAAAUAUCUCACCUCAUCAAUAUUAACCGUAUCACUUCAAAGCCUUUCUUAUCCUCUGCGCCUGCGAUUCAAAAGCUCUGCAGUUUGGUUCAUUUUGUGAUUACAUUAUCUUCAAGCUAGCAAUGGAAAAAAAAAUGUACCGAGAAGUGAAGUGGGUAAUUACAGACGGGCAGAAUGUGGAAUAAUAAUGA